CUCCCGCUCGCAGUGACUCUCUCCCGCCACGCCAGUCGUCGUGGAGAUGUCGUUGCCAUCGAUGGAUGCUUAUUCUGACCGCGAGAAGUACGAGCAGCACGUCAAGCAGGAGCUCCACAUGAUUGACAACGACCUCAAAGACUGGUUCCUCACGCGCAGAAUCGGCAUCGAGGUCACAACAACGGCAGACAGGCAGACACACACACAGAUCUUAGGGGCAGGCAGGCAGACAGGCAGACACACAGACACACACAUAUCUUGUUGCCGGAGAUCUGUGUGCCUGUUGUGUGUUGGGGUGUGCUCCUGGUGGUCGCAGAAGGCGCAGGGUAUGAGGAAGCAGCUUGAGAGUCUGAAUGCGACGGGCCUGGCGAUGAACAACGCUGACGUGCCGCCGACACAGAUGGUCCUGUGGAACGACAUCGUCCAGGGAAGGGUAGGCACAAACGAAGACAGGCAGAAGGGCCAAUCGAUCCUUCAUGCACACACCUGCCUCUAUGUGCGUGUGUGUGCUGUCAGCCCGACAUGGAGGACUCCCUCAGUACGGACGCCAGGGAAAUGAAGGUGGGGCGGGUACCAGACACAGAGCCCUGCAGACACAGAUCUCUCUCUCAUCGCCGACUUGCCUGUGUGUGUCAGGCUGAGAAGUACAUGAAGCUGUUCAAGGACUCGACCACCGUCCAGCACCCGUGCCGCAUUCCUGGUAUGGGUGUGAUGAGCCCUUCUCCCCCCUUCUUUCUUCGUCCGUCCAUCUGUCCAUUUAUCCAUUCUGCCUUGUCAGGCGUCGCGUACCUGCGGUGUCUGCACGAGAACUUCAAGGAGACCUCACAGGUAACUCACACACGCAGAGGCACGAUAUGCAGCGAGCCGCACUUGUAUCCUGUGUUGGUUGUCUUUAUCUGUUGUGUUGGUUUCGUUGUGCAGGCCCGCACCAAGAAGUGCAUGUACUCGUUCACGUCUUUCGACGCCUGCCGCAAGGCCCUCCUCAAACAACAGAGCGUCGCCAUGGAGUAAGCAACAUGCACAUGCACAACACACAUGGCUGGCCAGAACAGGCAGAAAGACAUCCAUCCACACGUGUGCGUGCGUGCGUGUGUAUGGAUGUCUGUGUGUGUAUGUUUGUGUGUCAGGAAUGCCAUGACACGGCAGGAUCUCGCGGAUCGGAGGGCCAAGGUGAGGAGGCAGCACAUCACAAGCUCUCACACGUGGCUUCGUGCGUGAGUGCAUCCAUGUGCGACCGUAUAUGCAUGAUCAGGCCAUGUUUGAGAGGCGUGCGGUGCUGCUGGACAGCCUCUCGGGGCAGCCAGGACAGUGAAUGAGCCAAGACUUCUCCGCUAACUGACACUGUCUGACACCCUUUUGCCUGCCUGCCUGCCUGUCUGCCUGCGUGAUAUCGCGCCUGCCUUGAUGUGUCUUGAUGCA
Molecule: messenger RNA, 1419 nt
Organism: Vitrella brassicaformis
Lineage: Eukaryota; Vitrellaceae
Source: the annotation of a GenBank genome assembly